AUGCCGGAUGGAACGGAAGGAAUCGAAGAGCAAGUUUUGAGUCUGCGAACGCCUGAGCAGCCAUCGAUCGAUUUAGCGUCAAGAAGGUGGCAGAUUUCUGUUCGAAGAGUGCGAUCAAUCCGAAGACCGUCUUAUCGUGCCGGUCGUCAAGCGUCAUUAGGCCGUCGAGGACGCUUCAACUACGAUGGCGAGUACCGAGGUGAAUUUUCAGAAACUAGAAAAUCGACCAUUUUCUUGAUCAGGUCAUUUGAAUUUCUGUGA
Soboliphyme baturini is the source of this 261-nucleotide messenger RNA. NCBI's taxonomy places the organism in Eukaryota, Metazoa, Nematoda, Enoplea, Dioctophymatida, Soboliphymatidae. The record is from the annotation of a GenBank genome assembly.